AUGGCGAUAUACACAGCCCGGAUCCCAAGCGCAUACAUCGCCACCGUCUCAAUCGCACCCAACGACUUCGACGACGGCUUGCGCGAGUUCUCCAAGCACUACCAGAUCAAAUCCGGCUUUGGAAAAGCAGGGAGACCACCCAAGCUGCCCUUUAAACACCAAGCGUUAGCCCUGGUGCUGCACUUCUACACCGCUACAUGUGAACCCAAGACCCUCUGCGAAGUGUUUGGCAUACCUCCGUCCACUCUGUCCGCUACAUUGGCGAAGGCGGAAUUAGCGAUUGCAAAAGCACUGCGCUCCCUCCGUGAUGCUCAAGUCCGAUACCCAAGCAAGCAACUCCAAUGCGAAUGGGCCAUCAAAGUCCGUGCCAGAGAGAGCCUUGUGCGUGGUGUGUGGGUCUUUUUAGAUGGCAAGAACUACAAAGUGCGCAAGCCCUCAUCGGCUGAUCUGCAGAAUGCGAUGUACAUUGGCUGGCUGCACUGCACCUUCGUUACUGGGACCCUGUUCUUCGGUGUCGACGGGACAAUUGUUUGGUGUCACCACAACUUCGUCGGAAGUUGGAAUGAUGGUGACACAAGCCUUCGUUUACAGUUGAAGCUGCGUUACCGAAGGUUUACUGAGGAUGGCCACGGUGUUGUGGCGGAUUUGGCGUUCCCGGUCAGCGAUGGUUUGAUCUGCAAAAUUCGCACACCGCUGAAGGACGGAGACCUCUAG
Aphanomyces astaci is the source of this 714-nucleotide messenger RNA. RefSeq lists its product as hypothetical. Bases 1 to 714 code for a protein of 237 amino acids. NCBI's taxonomy places the organism in Eukaryota, Oomycota, Saprolegniomycetes, Saprolegniales, Verrucalvaceae. The transcript has a single exon. The record is from RefSeq and is a predicted model, not a curated record.